Messenger RNA from Eimeria maxima, 2703 nucleotides. RefSeq lists its product as hypothetical. The record is from RefSeq and is a predicted model, not a curated record. The transcript is spliced from 9 exons. The coding region runs from base 1 to 2703 and encodes 900 amino acids. NCBI's taxonomy places the organism in Eukaryota, Apicomplexa, Conoidasida, Eucoccidiorida, Eimeriidae.
AUGCACGGCCCUCAGGUGUUGCGGCGGUUGUGGGGCUUCCGCUGCUGCUGCUGCUGCUACCGCAGCACAAUUCCUGGUCUGCAGCAGCAGCAGCAGCAGCAGCAGCUCCUACUGAGUUUAGCAGCAGCAAGGAGAUUUUGUGGAUCUGUUGAAGCUAAGGAUGGACAGCAGCAACUGCAGCAAUACCCAGGGGAAACGCAACAGCAACAGCAACAUCAACAGCAGCAGCAACCGCAGCAGCAGCAACAGCAGCAGCAGUUGCUGCACACCCCUGUUGCAGCACCAGGUGCCUUUUCUGUGUUGAGCUAUCUAUCGGCUGACGAUCUGCAGCAGCUGCUGCCUCAGCAUGCAACUGCUGCUGCCGCUGCUGCUGCUGCUGCUGCUGCUGCUGCAUGUGGGUCCCCACAUAACCAAUACACAGAGGAUGUAGCGACAGCAGCACAGCUGCAGCAAGAUACGCAGCAGCAGUCUCAAACAGCAGCGACAGCAACAGCAGCAACAGCAGCAGCAGCAGCAGCAGCCGUUGCAUCUGCUGCUCCUCCUCCUGCUGCUUCACAUGAGGGCUCUUUUACUCCUGCAGCAGCAGCAGGAGCAGCAGCAGCAACAGCAGCAGAAGCAUCAGCAACAGCAGCAGAGGCAGCAGCAACAGCAGCAGAAGCAGCAGCAACAGCAGCAGUUGUGUCUUCUGCUGCUGCCCACAUAUAUGAUGUGGAGGUAUGCAGUGCAGCAAAUUUGUCACCGUCAGCAGCAGCAACAGCAACAGCAACAGCAGCAGCAGCUGAGUCAGCUACUGCUGCUCCUGCUGCUGCUGCUGCAGUGCCUGAUGAAUUGCUGCAGCUGCGGACAGCUGAGCAGCUGCAGCCGCAGCAGCUGCUGCGCGCAAUAGCAGCAGCAGCUGCUGCUGCAGUUGUACACCCUGUUAGUACAGACUUUUUGCUGCUGCUGCUGCAGCAAGUGCAGCAAAAGAUGGCAUACUUCUCAGUGGAGGAGUGCGUGCUGCUGCUGGAGCUGAUAGCCCGCUUUGCUGCUGCUCCCGCAGCAGCAGCAGCAACAGCAGCAACUGCAGCAGGAGGAGGAGCAGCAGCAGCAUAUUCAACCCUCCAAUCUUUUCCUGUUUUGCUGCAUGACGUGCCCUGGUCCACCGCAGCAAACAGCAGCAGCAGCAGCAGCAGCAGCACCUGCAGCACCAGGCUUCAUGAGCACCUGCGGCUGUCUGCUGCUCUGCUGCAGCAGCGCAUAGUAGGAGAAGCAGCAGAUCUGCUGCUGCAGCAGCUGCUAAUAGUGCUGCAGGCUUAUAGUUUCCUUUCUUCAGCAGGUUCGUCUAAGGCCCUGGUCGCCACGCUGCUGGACGCGGUGUACAUGCACCUCAUUCAGCAGCAGCAGCAGCAGCAGCAGCAGCAGCAAAAGGACCAACAAGUGCAGCAGCAGGAAGCAGUCUCCCUGCUGCUGCACGUUGCUGAUUUUGCUGCUGCAGUGCUGCAGCAGCACCUUCCGUCCCCAACGGAUUUGCUGCUGCUGCUGCACCUGCAGCAGGUAGCACCUCCCCCUCGUGACAGCUCUUCUGCAGCAGCAGCAGCAGCAACAGCAGCAACAGCAGCGACAGCAGCGGAAGCAGCAGCAGCAACGGGUUUGCAGUUCUAUGUAACAAGCUCCUCUCAGCAGCAGCAGCAACAGCAGCAGCAGCAGCAGCAGCAGCAGCAGCAGUUGCUGCCUAGUUUAGAUAUAUUUAAUAAAAAGUUUUGCUGCUCAUUAAGAGACAAAAAAGAUUUUGCUGCUCUAAAUAAAACCCUCAUCAAUAGGGCUUGUGAGCUAGACACUACUGCAACGGAUGCAGCAACAGCAGCAGCAGCAGUUGCACUGCUCAGUGCUGUAGCUAUUCAGCAGCAGCAGCAGGAGCAGCAGGAGCAACAAAAGGACUUGCAGCAGCAGCAACAACAACAGCAGCAGAAGCAAGCAGCCAUUCGUGUUGCUCUGCCGCUGCUGCUGCGCUGUCGUAACUCUUUGUCUCUGCAGCAACUAGUUACAGUAUGUGAAUCUCUGCUGCUAAUUGGGCAAAGACACGAGCUAGCAGCAGAUAUGUUUGCUGAUGCUGCUGCUGCUGCUCUUCCUCAGCAGCACGCGACUGCUGCUGCUGCUGCUGCUGGCCAAAGCCCCGUUGCAGCAGCAGCAGCAGCAGCAGGAGACUACACCCUGUUGACGCUUCGCGCAUUUUACGUUGGCCUCCUGCAGCAACGCCAGCAGCAGCAGCAGCAGCAACGGAAGCAGCGGCCUCAACGGCAGCAGCAGCAACAACAACGGCAGCAGCAGCAGCAACGGCAGCAGCAGCAGCAACGGCAGCACUGCGACUUCCAGCAUGAGGCAGCAAUGUCCUUCUUCCGUAGCUCGCUGGGUGCAGCAGCAGGAGCAGCAGCAACAGCAGCAGCGACACGGUCAGCAGCAGCAGCAGCAGCAGCAGCAGAUUCCUGUGCAGCAGCAGCAACAGCAGCAGCAGCAACAGCAGCAGCAGCACCUGCUGCUGUUGCAAGAGCAGGAGCAGCAGGAUCUGCAGCAGCUGCAGGCCUCUUUGAAUUCACUAAGUUUCUGAUGUUGCAGCAGCAACAGCAGCAACAGCAACAGCAGCAACAGCAACAGCAGCAGCAGCAACAGCAACAGCAGCAACAGCAACAGCAGCAACAGCAGCAGCAGCAACAGUAUUAUCUAUAG